Trichechus manatus latirostris (Florida manatee) is the source of this 1401-nucleotide messenger RNA. RefSeq names its product CD72 molecule (gene CD72). Lineage: Eukaryota; Metazoa; Chordata; Mammalia; Sirenia; Trichechidae. The transcript is spliced from 10 exons. Gene Ontology annotation, molecular function: transmembrane signaling receptor activity. The record is from RefSeq and is a predicted model, not a curated record. Bases 140 to 1270 code for a protein of 376 amino acids. Gene Ontology annotation, cellular component: plasma membrane.
CUACCCUGGAGCAGUGACUGAGAUCCUCUGAGAGGGAACACAAAGCCUAAGAGUAUAAAGACAGAGCGGAGAGUGGCAAGCGGGGUUGGGGCCAGUGGACAAGGCGGCAAGAACAGCGGGUGCAGAGGGGCUCAGGACCAUGGCUGAGCCCAUCACCUAUGCAGACCUUCGGUUUGUGAAGGCACCCCUGAAGAAGAGCAUCUCCACCCGGCUAGGACAGGACUCAGACGAUUACGAGGAUGGGGAGCUCACCUAUGAGAAUGUACAAGUGCCCUCAGCUCCAGAGUGGCCAGUUGGCGUGGCUCCCCCUGGACUAGGGAACAAAGCAGCGGUCUUGCCGGAGCAGCCACCUGCGGCCUGGAGCGCGGUAACGUCAGCAGCCGCCGGGCGGGUUCUGCCCUGCUGUGUAGCCUACACUCACCUCCUCCUCCUUGGCCUGCUCCUCACCUGCCUGCUGUUAGGUGUGGCCGCCAUCUGCCUGGGAGUGCGCUAUCUGCAGGUGUCUCAGCAGCUCCGGCAGACGGACAGGGUUCUGGAAGCCACUAACAGCAGCCUGCACCAGCAGCUCCACCUAAAGAUAACCCAGGUGGAGAAUAGCGAAGAGGAGGUGCAAGGGUCCAGGAGGGAGCUGGCCCAGAGUCAAAAAGCACUACAGGUGGAACAAGGGCUUCGCCAGGCUGCUGAAGGGCAGUUAAAGGACUGCCAGUCUGACCGGGAGAAGACAGAGGAGACCUUGCGAAGGGAGGAGGGGCAGAGGAGCAGCCUGGAGCAGAGGCUGAGCAAUGUGCAAGACACACUGAAGUCCUUCUUCAAAUGUUCCUCACCAGAAACCUGCUGCCCCAUGGGAUGGAUACAGAAGAGGACAAGCUGCUUUUACGUCUCACCUAUUCAGAGAAAUUGGGAGGACAGCCGAAAGCAUUGUAAAUCUCUGUCCUCCGAUCUGGCCAUAUUCAAAGAUCUUCAAGCUUACUCUUAUUAUUCACUAUUUGACUCCAAAGAAAUCUUAAAUCAGUUGUUACCACCUGAUGGUCUAUUUAAUUCAUGUUGGAUUGGCCUCCGCUUCAAUAAGAACUGGGAGUGGACUGAUGGCACACUAUUCAAUGGGUUUGGGCCACAAAAACAAAGGUUUAGGACACAAAACCUAGACUGUGGUAAGGUACAAAACUAUUGGCAAAAACUGCAGCAAGAGCAGUGUUCACAUAUGCUUCCCUGCAUCUGUCAGAUGGCAGCCUUCAAGUAUCCAGAUGGGGAACACUUUUCGCACUUUUGAGCUGGAUACUCAUGCCAACAAGAGCCUGUGCCCCUCAUCCCUAACCUGUGGCCUGCAGGGCCUAUGAUGACCUCCCUCCAGUGCUCCCUCACUCUGCCCGGGCAGUGCCCAGCCCAUGACUGAUCCAUGCC